This is a messenger RNA of Suncus etruscus (white-toothed pygmy shrew), 648 nucleotides long. RefSeq names its product prefoldin subunit 4 (gene PFDN4). Lineage: Eukaryota; Metazoa; Chordata; Mammalia; Eulipotyphla; Soricidae. The transcript is spliced from 4 exons. Bases 1 to 405 code for a protein of 134 amino acids. Gene Ontology annotation, biological process: protein folding. The record is from RefSeq and is a predicted model, not a curated record. Gene Ontology annotation, cellular component: prefoldin complex; cytoplasm.
AUGGCGGCGACCAUGAAGAAGGUGGCUGCAGAAGAUGUCAAUGUUACUUUUGAAGACCAACAAAAGAUAAACAAAUUUGCACGGAACACGAGUCGAAUCACAGAGCUCAAAGAGGAAAUCGAUGUGAAGAAGAAACAGCUGCAAAAUUUAGAAGACGCCUGUGAGGACAUCAUGCUUGCGGACGAUGACUGCCUCAUGAUUCCUUACCAAGUAGGCGACGUUUUCUUCAGCCACUCUCAAGAGGAAACACAAGACAUGUUAGAAGAAGCAAAGAAAAAUUUGCAAGAAGAAAUCGAUGCCUUAGAAUCCCGAGUGAAAUCAAUUCAGCGGGUGUUAGCAGAUUUGAAAGUACAGUUAUAUGCAAAAUUUGGUAGCAACAUAAACCUUGAAGCUGAUGAAAGUUAAAACAUUUUGUAAUGGUUUUUUAAAUUUGUUUAAUAAACUUGAAUCUUGUGUAAAAUGUUCACUCCCUUCAAGUGGCAUGGAAAGUAAACUUCCUUCUGAGACAUUUUUUCAUUUAUUUUAAUGGCAGUGCCUGUUUCCAUAUGUCUUGCUUAUUUAUUUUAUAUUUUUAAAAUAUAUCUAUGUAUUUUGCAUAACAUAAAGUGUAGGGCCCUUGAUGUUAUGUUAUUAAAAUCAAUUAAGCAA